Sinocyclocheilus rhinocerous is the source of this 754-nucleotide messenger RNA. RefSeq names its product mitochondrial intermembrane space import and assembly protein 40-like. Gene Ontology annotation, biological process: protein import into mitochondrial intermembrane space. The record is from RefSeq and is a predicted model, not a curated record. Gene Ontology annotation, cellular component: mitochondrial intermembrane space. The transcript has 3 exons. Gene Ontology annotation, molecular function: protein-disulfide reductase activity. Lineage: Eukaryota; Metazoa; Chordata; Actinopteri; Cypriniformes; Cyprinidae. The coding region runs from base 1 to 432 and encodes 143 amino acids.
AUGACUGCUCAUAAAGGUAAAGAUCGCAUCAUAUUUGUCACCAAGGAGGAUCAUGAAGCACCCAGUAAUGCUGAGCUUAUCGAAGAUGAUCCAAAUGAUCCAUAUGAGGAUCACGGUCUUAUUCUCCCUAAUGGUGAUAUAAACUGGAACUGCCCGUGUUUGGGUGGCAUGGCCAGUGGCCCUUGUGGACAGCAGUUCAAGGACGCCUUUUCUUGUUUCCACUAUAGUAAAGAGGAGGUAAAGGGUUCAGAUUGUGUGGAAAACUUCCAGAGUAUGCAGGAGUGUAUGCAGAAGUACCCUGAGCUCUACCCUCAGGAAGAUGACAAUGACAGCGCCCCCUCUGGUGGGGCGGAUACUGCACCCACUGACUCUGUCCCUACAUCCUCUCCUGAUUCCACACCAGCAACCACAGAAAACCCAGCAGCUAGCUAAUAUUAUCUUGGCUUCAUUCCCUUCACACCUCACAGCAAAGAGAGCUCCACUUUUGAGUAUGAAGAGAUCAUAUCUAACUAUGCCACUGGAUCGAUGCUCUCCACCUGACUGCAUUUUGUGAAUCAAAUAUUCGAAUGGCAUUAACAUGCACUUAAGGGACCUAUGAAAAAAUGAGGAUCUGUAAGAAUGGCAGGUCAGUUUGCACUUGGCCUGUGAAACGUUAGCUGCCAUUUGAACCGUCCGGCUUUGUAUUUUCUGAUUAUUAUUUGCUCCACAACCUAAGCUUAGCUUGUUUGACUUGUGUGCUACAACAGAUCAAAGG